AUGAUGUUUCAUAGUAUGCAAGAUAUGCCUCAUGAUUUCAAGCAAUUUCACAAUUCGCAUUUGUCGCAACAGCGUAGUAUCAGCCUUCCAAGAUCAACGUCAUAUUCAACACUUCGUCAUCGGAAAACACGAAUUAUUUCCGCUAUUAGAGUAUUACUAGAUGAACUUGAUGCAGAUGGGCUUCAUGACGUUGUGGAUGAAGCGCAAAACAGGAUUAAGAAAUUAAGGUGA
Molecule: messenger RNA, 231 nt
Organism: Brugia malayi
Lineage: Eukaryota; Metazoa; Nematoda; Chromadorea; Rhabditida; Onchocercidae
Exons: 2
Coding region: 1-231 (76 amino acids)
Source: RefSeq, a predicted model, not a curated record